Molecule: messenger RNA, 1241 nt
Organism: Cynara cardunculus var. scolymus (artichoke)
Lineage: Eukaryota; Viridiplantae; Streptophyta; Magnoliopsida; Asterales; Asteraceae
Product: putative oxidoreductase TDA3
Exons: 2
Coding region: 34-1185 (383 amino acids)
Cellular component (GO): cytoplasm
Molecular function (GO): oxidoreductase activity
Source: RefSeq, a predicted model, not a curated record
CGGCCCCCAUCUUCCCUCACUGUUCGAGCUUCCAUGGAUAACAACCCCCAACAAAUCGAUCCACCAAAGAAGAAAGUGGUGGUCUGCGGCGGCGGAGUCAUCGGCGUUUGCACCGCUUAUUUCCUUUCCAAGAAAGGCGCCGCCGUUACCCUCAUCGAACAAUCAUCCAUCGCCUGUGCAGCGUCGGGAAAAGCCGGUGGGUUCUUAGCUCUUGAUUGGUGCGACGGCAGCCCCGUCUCCUCCCUCGCACGUGCCAGCUUCGGUCUCCAUCGUUCACUCGCCGAAGAACUGAACGGCCGGGAAUUAUACGGCUACCGUCCAGUUAACGCCCUUAGCCUCUCCAUCGCCGAAUCGGAAAACCCACCACGUAGCCGGAAAUCAAAGCUUCCGCCGUGGAUCGACGGCCCGGCGAAGACCCCAAAAACCAUCGGAACGACUGAGACCACCGCUCAAGUUCACCCGCAGCUGUUUACUCGGACGUUGAUGGAGAAGGCGGUGGCGGAGUACGGGGCGGAGGUGGUUAUCGGGAAAUUGUUGAGCGUGGAGACUGGUGGAGGGAAGAUAUCGGCGGUGGUUGAGGGUGGUGGUGUGAUCGAUGGUGAUGCGGUGGUGUUGGCACUUGGGCCGUGGUCUAGUAAGCUUACGCUAUUGUCAUCUAUAAUUCGGGUUAAUGGGCUCAAGGCCCAUAGUUUAGUUUUGGAGCCCAAAGAAAUGGAUGCUAUUACGGCCCAUGCUUUGUUUCUUAGUUAUCAACCGGCCCAUGGUGGACAGCCCAUGGAUCCAGAAAUUUAUCCUCGUCCCACCGGAGAGGUGUAUGUAUGCGGAAUGUCUUCCGAGGAAGAGGUUCCCGAUGAUCCGGAUCAGAUCGAACCGAACCCGGAUUCAAUCCGGGUUUUAAAACGUGUUGCUGGGACGGUAUCUAGCCAUUUAGGAGUAGAAGCUCGAGUAAAAGCCGAACAAGCGUGUUUCUUGCCGUGUACCGAUGACAGCAUCCCAGUGAUUGGCGAGAUUCCUGGCAUGGCGGGGUGUUUUGUGGCGACGGGCCAUAGCUGUUGGGGAAUUCUUAACGGGCCUGCCACCGGAGCCGCCAUGGCGGAGCUUGUGAUGGAUGGUGGCUCCAGCAUUGUCGAUCUUACUCGGUUUAGUCCGGCCCGAUUUGUUGGAGGGAUAGGAAAAAGGCGAUAAAUUUGAAUAAUGUUGAUAUAUAUUGUAUAUUGAUACAUUUUCAAUAAGAAUAUUUA